Colletotrichum karsti is the source of this 2193-nucleotide messenger RNA. Its product is annotated as dynamin family protein. Bases 1 to 2193 code for a protein of 730 amino acids. The transcript is spliced from 6 exons. Gene Ontology annotation, cellular component: cytoplasm; membrane; microtubule. The record is from RefSeq and is a predicted model, not a curated record. NCBI's taxonomy places the organism in Eukaryota, Fungi, Ascomycota, Sordariomycetes, Glomerellales, Glomerellaceae. Gene Ontology annotation, molecular function: GTPase activity; microtubule binding; GTP binding.
AUGGCGCCUGUGCAAUCUAAGACCCAGACCGGUCUUGGCAAUCGGAAUCUGCUGGACAAGAUUGACAAGCUUCGCGAGCUUGGAAUUUCCAAACAAGUUGCCCUUCCUCAGCUCGUGGUCGUUGGAGACCAGUCGUCGGGCAAGUCAAGUGUUCUCGAGAGCUUGACCGGGUACUACUUCCCUCGAUCGGUCGGAUUGUGCACCCGUCAUGCCACCGAAAUCAUCUGCCGUCGCGAACCGUCCUCAAGCAUCGUCGUCACCAUUCAUCCAUUCGAUGCCUCGACUGAGAGGGCCAAUCUCGCCAAGGAUUUCAGACACGUACUUCAGGAUUUGAAGGGAGAAGAGUUCGCCGAAGUUCUUCGGGAAGCAUCGGUGGUCAUGGGGUUGAAGUCAACCACUGAUGGCUCUUCCGAAGGUGCCGCAUUCACCAAAGACAUUCUGCGAGUUGAAAUUUGCGGCCCAGAGGAGGAGCACUUAACCAUCAUUGAUGUUCCUGGAAUCUUUGAGAACGCACAGGAAGGCUUCUCGACUUCCAGAGAUGUUGAACUGGUCAAGUCCAUGGUCAAAGAUUACAUCAAGGAUUCCCGGACCAUCAUUCUUGCCGUGAUCCCGUGCAAUGUGGACGUCGCAACGCAAACCAUUCUCACCUACGCUGCCGAGGCAGACCCCGAAGGCAAGCGCACUCUGGGCGUCCUCACGAAGCCCGAUCUGGUCACCGAGAACGCCACGCGAGAGGCAGUCAUGGACCUCAUUAGGGGCAAGCGGCGUGACCUGAAGCUGGGAUAUUACGUCGUCAAGAACCGCGGCGCCGAUGACACCUCUUCCAGUAAGGAAGACAGGGACUGGCAGGAGCAGCUCUUCUUCGGAGCGGAGCCUUGGUCGAGACUCGACAAGUCUCGUCUUGGAAUCCCUGCCCUUCGCACUCGUCUGAAGGAGCUCCUCAUGGACCGCACCAAGUCUGAGUUUCCCAAGGUCCGACGCGAGAUCAACGAGCGCCUCGCCGAGGCGAAGAACCAGCUCGGAGCUCUCGGUCAGCCCAGAAGCACCGCUGACGAGCAGAGAGCGUUCCUCGGCAAGAUUGUCAGCCGGUUCACUGACCUCAAGAACUUCGGUUUGGACGCCUACUACACGGGCGACCCUUUGUUCGACAAGCAUUCCGAUCUCAGACUCGCGACGCGAAUCCGGGAGGCCAACACGGCGUUCUCAUCCAUGUUCUUCAAGAACGCCCACACUCGCCAAUUCGAAGACCCUAUCUCUACCAAGAACUCGGACGGCGAGAAAAAAGAGGCAACUGACAAGCUGGAGUUCCAGGACGAGGAGGAUGAUGCCACUAGAGACGAUCUAUACAAGCUCGCGUUCUCCAUCCCAAAAGAUGAAUUCGAUGAACUCGACGGUGUAUUGUCAGAGGCUUGUAAAUGCGCUUUGCCUGGAACCGACAGCAUUAUGCAGCAUCUCGAGAAGCUGUACCUUGCCUCUCGAGGAUACGAAAUGGGUACCUUCAGCAGCCACAUGCUUCCCACUGCUUUCAAGGAGCAGUCCAAGAAGUGGGAGGCUACCACGCUGGCCCACGUGAGCAACGUCAUUCUCAUCGUUCACCACUUCAUCUUCAACGUUGUGAAGGAGGCCUGCGGCGAUGCUCAAGUCCGCGAUGCCCUCUGGUCUUCCAUUCUCGAAGACCUCCUCAAGCGGUACCAGAUCGCCAUGGACCAAGCCAGACUGCUCAUCUAUGUUGAGCGCGAGGGACGCUCAAUCACUUACAAUCCGGCUUUCGACCGAGCUCUAAACCAAGUCAAGACGGUCAGAUCUGCGAGCAAGUACCAGGACUCCAAGGUCACGGUUCAGAACGGCGAGGAGACUCUCGAGUGCGUCAUGUGGAAGGACCUCAAGAGAGAAACAACCGAUGCCGAGGGUCUCAGCGAGACUUGCUGCACCAUCCACGAUGUCCUGAAGAGCUACUACGAUAUCGCCAGCGCCCGGUUCUCCGACAUGAUCUGCACGCAGGUCGUCGAUUACUUUCUUCUCGGUGCCGAGGACAGCCCUCUUGGAGUCCUGUCCCCUAACCGCAUCUUCAGCAUGUCGAAUGAGCAGCUGGAUAUGGUGGCGGGAGAAGACGCGGUCAGCAAGGCUCUUCGCGAGAUGUUGAAGAACGACAUCAAGCUUUUUGAGGAGGGGAAGAAGAUAUUGCGGGCUUGA